CUAUCCAAAAGUUUCUUUUUCAGAAAGAGAACCGCACCCAAUUUCUUACAUCACACUCUUCUUCUUUCAAUUCGAAAUUCGGAUAAUGGUGUCUCUAUUCUCGCCACCACCUUCAUCCUCCAACAUUCAAUCACGCCAAACUCGCUUCUUCUCCACUCUCUUCCUUCCACCACGGAGCGUCCGAUUCCAAUGCGACUGCGAGAAAAAUUACAAACGGAAAACGGUACGGUGCGGCGUUACGAGCGCGAGCGCGCCCCCGCCGCCGUCAACGUCGUUGGCGAAGGAGCCUCACAAAUUCUUCGACCACGUAGUCAUCACCGUUCGCGGCGGCGACGGCGGCCAUGGCGCGGUGCUGAACGAUAGAGUGAAGCAGGAGCAGGGAAAGGCGAAGAAGAAAGGGAAAGGCUCUCUGAAGAGAGACUUCGACGGCUCACUGAUACUCCCCAUGGGAGGCCACGGCGGUGACGUGGUGGUCUACGCCGACGAGGCGAAGGAUACGUUGCUUGAGUUUCACAACAAGAGCCGGUAUCACGCCAAACGCGGUGGCAACGUGGAUGCCAUGGGCGCUUUGACGUCCUCGUUGCGCAAUGGACUUGCCGCACCGACUCUGCGCAUUCCAGUUCCUGUAGGCACUGUUGUGAAAAGCAAACGAGGGAAGAUGUUAGCUGAUCUAGCACAACCUGGUGAUGAAGUUCUUGUUGCGAGGGGAGGACAAGGAGGGAUUAGCUUGUUAGAAAUGCCACAGCAUAAAAGAAAAAAGAUGAUGGCUUUGACAACUAAUGUGAUGAGAGAUGACUCAGACAAGGUUUUAGUCCAUGGCCAACCUGGCGAGGAAGUCAAGUUGGAGUUGAUCCUACGAGUUGUUGCUGAUGUUGGUCUGGUUGGACUUCCAAAUGCUGGGAAAUCCACACUUCUGGCAGCCAUUACACUUGCAAAACCUGAUAUUGCUGAUUAUCCUUUUACAACAUUAAUGCCAAAUCUUGGACGCCUUGGUGGUGAUCCCAGCUUAGGGGCAGAAAUGUAUUCGUCAGAAGCUACAUUGGCAGAUUUGCCCGGUCUUAUAGAAGGUGCUCACUUAGGAAAGGGUCUUGGUCGCAAUUUCCUGAGGCACCUCAGGAGAACCCAGCUACUGGUCCAUGUUGUUGAUGCUGCCGCUGAGAAUCCUAUAAGUGACUAUAGAACUGUCAGAGAAGAGUUGCGCAUGUAUAAUCCUGAGUACCUUGAACGACCGUAUGUUGUAAUUUUGAAUAAGAUUGACCUACCAGAGGCAAAGGACAGACUUUCAUCAUUGACUCAAGAAAUUAUGAAAAUUGGCAAUGAUGGUGCUGCUUCGGAAUCAAAACCAAUUUCUGAAGUUCCAGCUCAAUUGUCUGAUGAAACUGACGUGAAGGAAAAAAGACUUGAGGACUAUCCACGACCUCUCUCUGUUGUUGGAGUUAGUGUUCUGUCAAUUUCUUGUUGCUUGCAGAAAAGGUAUAAGGAUAAACGAGAUGUUAAAGGAGAUAAGAUCAGCUUUAAGGAAGUGUUCAGAUUCCAAUAAAACAUUGGCUUCAAGGGUUUCACCUUGAGAUUUGCCUGCCAUAUACUUUCUGAUGUUGCUUUUCAACUAGACUUUCUCGGGAGGACUAACCACAAGUAAAUUGGUUCUGGUAUAAAUUUGGCUAUUCUAGGAAAUCAUAGAUGAAGAAAAUUUUCAGUUUGUUUCAGAGAAAUAUUCGAGUGAAACUGAAUUACAUUUUUGUAUGCAUAAGAUUGACAAUUUGACAUGAUAACUUGUAUCAUACAAGUAAAUUGGUUCUGGUAUAUAUUUGGCUCUACCAGAAAGUUAUAGAUCAAGAAAAUCCAGUUUGUUUUAGAGAA
Cajanus cajan (pigeon pea) is the source of this 1860-nucleotide messenger RNA. Its product is annotated as putative GTP-binding protein OBGC2. Gene Ontology annotation, cellular component: mitochondrion. The record is from RefSeq and is a predicted model, not a curated record. Lineage: Eukaryota; Viridiplantae; Streptophyta; Magnoliopsida; Fabales; Fabaceae. Gene Ontology annotation, molecular function: GTP binding; GTPase activity.